Molecule: messenger RNA, 4323 nt
Organism: Spodoptera exigua (beet armyworm)
Lineage: Eukaryota; Metazoa; Arthropoda; Insecta; Lepidoptera; Noctuidae
Source: the annotation of a GenBank genome assembly
CUUCGCAGUUAGUAUGUCAGUGGAGCCCGCGCGAGAGGUGGCCUGCAAGGACUGUACCGCGCCAACCUUUUUUUCUGUGCGUGCGAUGUUUUCACUUUCGUCAUUUUGACCAGGCCAGUUUGAUUUGACGUCGCUCGCGCACGGACGUGCCUGGGUUCCGGCGUUGUGAUAUCCUGUGAUCGCUGGUGCUUCGGAUUGUUUUUGUUUAUGAAAAUUAUUUUGUGAAAAUUAUGGCUGUGAUAAAGUGUUAAUAUGUUUGAUAGUAACAUUCUUUUUAAUUUCUACAAUGAGAUUGCUAAUAGAAGUGCACUACAGUUGGCAAGUGCUGGAAUGAUGGGCGAGGGCCUGCUGACUCUGACGUACGGCAAGCACCACGCCUGCAUCCUGAACGAGGUGGGAGCAGCGUGGCGUGGUGCCCGCUACUCAGACCUAGUUCUGGUUUGCGACGACGCUGUACCGCUGGCCGCGCACAGGAUCGUCAUGGCCGCUGCUAGCCCACUUAUCAGGAAAAUACUAGAUGAUACGCCGUCUGUCGAGAGUCCGGUCACGAUCCACAUGUCGGGCAUCAGCAGCACUCUCAUGAGGCAUCUCCUUGUAUUCUUGUACAGCGGCCAAGCCUACAUUGAGUCUGGUGAAAUAGAUGAUAUGCAGGAGUUGUUCGAGUUGUUGGAAAUUAAAUCAGAUGUAUGGAAAUCAACGAAGGAACGACAACAGGCUGAAGAACGGAACCGGUCGUGCGACAGAUUAAAAUCAAAAUCCUUAAAGACAGAUAUCAACAGCAACGAAAGCAGUAAACAUGAUGCACCCUCAGGAUCUUCACAUUCAGAGAGUGAACUCGCCGCCCCUGGUGCCGGUUACAGCAAAGACAAAGAUGAAAACAUGAGUAUAAAGAAAGAAAGCAUGUCGACCAGUAGCAACGACGAAAGAGAAGAAGAAGAACAAGAUGGUGACAAUAGGGACAAGGAAUGCGGACGACUUAUGGCUAGACGAAGAAGCUCUUCAAACCCGGUCAACCUAUCGCUUGCAAGGAAUUCAGAAAACACAGGCAGUGAACAUGACGACUCACAAGACGUUGAUGUGGAAACAGUUGCGGCAAAGAAUAUUUCGAGAAGAAGAUCAACAUCGUCGAGCCAGGAUGAUCAACCACAAGAGACACACUAUCGGAGACAGUUGCUAAGUGAUCGAUUAGGACGAGGAAUCGAAAGAGCUAAGAGGAAAUCACAUUACUUAGAACCCCCAGAGUUAGAUUUACGAACUGUCAAGUUAGAGGACUACGCACAUCUUAAGCCACCUGAUCAGGACCUCAUAUCAUUGGUGCAAACUUCUCCAGAAAACUAUGUCGUCACGCCUCACCGAAAACGAAGACCCGGCUUCCACAAUUCACCGUCACAGAAUCCUCCAUUUGUAUCAUUCCCCCCAAGUUAUUUAGAAGAAAUGGCACAUCUCCGAUACACACAGGGACCUGGCAGCGCCGCCGCAGUUGCCAGUGCUCGGCUUGGAGUAUUACAUCCGCUGAGCACUUCCGCACCUCCGUACUUACCCGAAAGGAGUGCCACUCCCCCCACAGCAACGCACGAGGAUGCACUCAAAUAUCGACCUCCAAGUGCAGGUUCGUGGGGUCCGUGGCUAUGUCAACCUCAGAUGGGUGGGGAUGACACGCCCACGCCUGAACAUGAUCAAGGUUCGAGUAAACAAGCACCAGUCCGAGAGUAUCGCUGUGAAUAUUGUGGCAAGCAGUUCGGAAUGUCGUGGAAUCUCAAGACUCACUUACGAGUGCACACUGGAGAGAAACCGUUUGCUUGUCGACUGUGCGUUGCUAUGUUCAAACAGAAGGCCCAUUUGCUGAAACAUUUAUGUUCGGUUCAUCGCAAUGUGAUAUCGUCCAGCGAGAAUGAUGGUCGGACGAACACACCGGGACGGUUCAACUGCUGUUUCUGUCAGCUCACCUUCGAAGCGUUACCAGAACUCAUCCGGCACUUGUCAGGACCCCACAACAGUUUGCUUCUCAGUAAGAACUUACACGAAUGACGCCCGUCCACCUGACGCGGGCGCUCGCGUAACUUUGGACUUUAAAAACUUCAUCUCUCGAUAUGAGAGUUCAAUUGUGAUAUGUGUUUAGAAGGAUAAUGUUAAGCGUUAGUUAUAAGACAUGUGAUAUCGCAGAGCGAUACUCAUAGUGAGGCAUCCGUAGGCGAUGACUGCGGGUGUGAUGUUGAUGACUAAUAAUAAAUCACAUGUUUGCCGAAUGGGUCCAAAUUGUUAUAAUUUGUUUAAAAAUUAUACUCCGGGACCAACACCUUCCAAGAUAGUAUUUAUUUGAAAGAUGUAUUUCAUUAGGGUAAAUAUUAUUAAAAGCCACCGACACAUUAAUUCCUUAAGCAUAGAAAAUAGACACAUUUGUCAAAGAAAGUUGCGAAGUAUGUGUAGACCUAAACAGAUAGCGUCACAUUAACUACCUCCUAAUUUAAAUCAGUAUCUUGAUGAAUCUACUGUGGCGUUAGCAUGGGUUCGUAUUGACUUUAUACUUUACGAGUAUACAGUCAAUAGAUCUAGUCAGAAUUGGAACUAAGAUUUCAACAGUUGUACCUUGUACACAUUACGAUUGGUAUCGAUUCAUCGCGACAGUACUUUGGUGCUUCUAGUAGCUUCAUUAAAUAUUUUAAAUAUUGUGUCAAAGACUCCUUUGCUAUGUUUUUCAGGGUCAUUGCCCCCACUUCGUUCCAAACCAUCUGACUUGGACAUUUCGCAGCUUUUUAAGACAUUUACAAUCUCAAUAUUAGGAUUUAUUCACUUUAUGUAACUUUUAGAAAAAAAAUGUGUUCGUAAUAUUAUAAUUUAUAGUAUGCACAUCCUUCCAAUCGUUCGUGCCGAUUUUGCAAUGUGGAUAAGCACCAAAGAUUUGUAAAGCAAUAAAAACGUUUUGGUGUACAAUUAAGAGAAAUUAAAGGGACCUGAAAUGAUUUUGAUUUUGUUAAACUUAAAGUAUGUAGGUACCAAUUUAAUAAUCUCAUCUGUAAUUACUAACGUUCAACUUUCUAUAACCAUUUCCAUAAUUCCGUUGCGAACUUUAUGAUGCUUGAAUAUAUUCUUAUUUUUGGAUUAAUUUACUUUAGUGUUAAUACGAAGCUUACCAGGCAUUAUUUUCAAAUGAAUAUUUUUAUCACUAGUACCUUAGCUUUAUUAAAAAUCUUCGAAACUUAUUUUCGAUGUCGCUUUUUAUCGAACACAUUAUUGUGGCCAGUUAUAUUAAAGCUAUUAUUGUAGUGAAGGCUGGAUGUUCAUCUUAAUUAAGGCUUCUAUAAUACAAAGUAUACAAAAUUAGUGAUCGAUUCUUUCGUCAGUACGAUGCCAAAAGUUUUUUAUUCAACAGUAGAUUGUAUUGUACGUUUCGUUUGUUUGAAAAUUUUAUUUCAAUAAGCCAGUUCAAUACUGUACUCAAUUGGAGAAUAUUUUCCGUAAUACUCAUUUUGUACAAUCCUUUUAUACGUACUUUUAUUUGGAAUUCCAAUUAUAUUUUUGGUUGACUUAAUUCUUGCGGAUACUUGUCAAUGCAAUGAUUGUUGUUAAUUAUUUACUUCAUUAAAACUAAAGUUACCAACGAGUUGUUCAAAACUUAGAUUAAAACUAUAAAAUUGUCGAGUUAAUUUAAUGUCUUUUUCGAACGUUACCUAUUAUACCUGAUUUUUAUCGUUUUUUCGUGUUAAUCGACGUCGAUGUUGACGUUAAUUGUAAUUGGGGAACAAUUUAAUUUUAAGGAUUGUGAUUUCAAGGAAUCGUUUAGAUUUAUUCUAUGUGAUAAUUGUCUGUUUUGUCUUAAGUAGGCACGUUGAGAACGCUGUCUUCCAAUGCGUUUUCCAUUUUUAAAUCUUUAGCAUUAAGACACACGGAUUUUUGAAAUGGCAUGUACUUAUUUUCUUUAGUUCGCCUUUAUUUCAUUUUGUACACUGCGUAAUGAAUAGUACAGAACGUUUCUCCAAGUCCGUGUGUCUCAAUUCUCUGUAAAUAAAAAAUGUUAGAAUGUAAGUCAAACGAUGCAUGACAAAAAAUCGUCCACAAACCGCUGCCUAACCUAUACGUAACUUGAACAAAUUGUAUUUUUAUAAAUAUUUUCUUGAGAACCACUUGUAGAAUAGGAUCGUUGUGAUAUUAUCGGCGAAGGUCCGAAUUGCCUUAAAAUAUUAAAUAUCAAUGCAAGUAGGUAUCUUACUUAACGUAGUUUGUGUGUUUCUUAGCUCUGUUAUACAGAAAUAAACACAAAUAUCCAUUAAUUUUUGCAAAUAAAGAAGUUUGGAAAACACAUUUUGCCAUUUUUUGUUCAUUUGA